GCGAGGAUGGGGCCAGACUCUGCUCAGUGGUGCCCAGAGGUUCCUUCAGAGAAAUCAGAAUCCUUUGCAUCCAUGUUGAGACGCUCUCCUUUAAUUCAGAUGGGGCCUGCCAAAGAUAAAAUUGCCAUUGGUCAAAUAUUCCAUAUUGUAGAAGAUGAUCUUUAUAUAGAUUUUGGUGGCAAGUUUCACUGUGUGUGCAAAAGACCAGAAGUUGAUGGAAAAAGCUGGAGUGGAUCUUGGAACACCAUCUGGACAGACUGUGGUAGUACUACAAGAAAAUAUCAGAGAGGAACCCGAGUACGCCUGAGACUGCUGGAUCUUGAACUCACGUCGAGGUUCUUGGGGGCAAAAACUGAUACCACAUUGCUGGAAGCUGAUGCAGUGCUUUUAGGGCUUGCAGAGAGCAAGCAAACAAAGCAAAAGGAGUAAAUCCACUGCAAAUAAAUGCACUUUGUGCUCUGUAGCAAAUUAUACAAAUGAAAUGUUUCCUCAGGAAGUAAAUGAAAAUUUUCUGUCCGCUUAGUUAAGUAAAUAAUGAGAUCAAUAAAAGACAAUAAGCACAUUGUACCUGA
Molecule: messenger RNA, 572 nt
Organism: Manacus vitellinus (golden-collared manakin)
Lineage: Eukaryota; Metazoa; Chordata; Aves; Passeriformes; Pipridae
Gene: MRPS28
Product: mitochondrial ribosomal protein S28
Exons: 4
Coding region: 7-429 (140 amino acids)
Cellular component (GO): mitochondrial small ribosomal subunit
Source: RefSeq, a predicted model, not a curated record